Molecule: messenger RNA, 312 nt
Organism: Macrosiphum euphorbiae (potato aphid)
Lineage: Eukaryota; Metazoa; Arthropoda; Insecta; Hemiptera; Aphididae
Source: the annotation of a GenBank genome assembly
AUGCCGUCAUCGUUACCUGCUGCAGCUGUGACCUGCAGACACAAACGUGUUCGGUCGUCGGACGACGGAAGUUCGAUUCGGACACAAGAACGACGACCGUACUCGUCAAAAGGGAUAGGUACGGCCCGUCCGGCCGCGGUCAUCACCGCGCGAUCGUCGCAACCUUCGCCGACCCUCUACAACGACGUAACAGCAGCAAGCUCUUCUCGGCCGUCCGCGGGUAGGAUUUCGCCGAAAUUUCCGAGGAUUUCGAUGACGACGCGUCGUAAGCCGUACGCGAUUGCAGUCCAACUUUCCAAUUUGCAGCAAUAA